Molecule: messenger RNA, 631 nt
Organism: Rubroshorea leprosula
Lineage: Eukaryota; Viridiplantae; Streptophyta; Magnoliopsida; Malvales; Dipterocarpaceae
Source: the annotation of a GenBank genome assembly
CAAACCCAGAUCUGGGUUUUCUUUCUCAAACUUUAUCUUCUUCCUUUACCUGCUCAUCCUUCUUCUUUCUUCUUCUCAUUUUUUCUCUCUCUCUCUCUUCUCCCUUAUUCUUCCUCUCUGAAACUCAGAUCUGGGUUUGUUUGAAACCCAGAUUUAGGAAAAAAUUGCAUCUAUGACACACAAAAUGAGGACCUGGGGACUUUUCUCGACAUGCCCAGCAGCAAGCUUCACGGCCAUCCUCAAUCUCACAAAGCUCUAAUGGAUGGUGAUGGUAGACAUGUUGAAUCCAUUUGGCAUCUUCACAAUUUGCUGUGGGAAGCAAGGCGCAUUCAACAUCUAACUCAAAUAAACAUGCUUGACACUUAUUUGCCUGGUUUUACUCGAAGUGUUUAUGAAAGGGACCAUGCAAUAAUUACACCAAAGAGUCAUGUGUUCAGUCCUCUACCUGAAUGAUUUCGAUCGCGAGGACUUGUAAUUGCCUAUAUUCUCUAUUGCAACAGCGACAACGCGAUAUUGAAUUUAGAGAGUCUGCAAAUGAACAACGACAAAGAUUACUAUCAGAUAUAUCAAGACUAGAGGCAAAAGUUUAGAGGCUUGAGUCACAGUUGCAAACUAAAGAUAGAGAAAUAGC